Molecule: messenger RNA, 1452 nt
Organism: Guyanagaster necrorhizus
Lineage: Eukaryota; Fungi; Basidiomycota; Agaricomycetes; Agaricales; Physalacriaceae
Exons: 5
Coding region: 1-1452 (483 amino acids)
Molecular function (GO): oxidoreductase activity
Source: RefSeq, a predicted model, not a curated record
AUGUCUUCUGGCACAAUCGAGCUUUUUCCAGCGCCAUCCAACGCCGCCUCUAGUCUGACCCCGGCCUUUCUUCCGGGCCCUGAUGCGGACUCUACUCUAGCUUUGCAGAGCGUACUUCGUGAUAAUCACGACAAGUGGCAUAUUUUCUUCAACGACAAGAGGUUGCAUAAUCAUAUCACUCAUCAUGUAUUGGCUGUCUGGGCUCUCGGUGCCAGUAAAGAAAUAAUCGAGGCCGUAUAUCAUGAAGAUAUCCCCUGUCAAAAGCCCGCUAUCAAAUCUCCCGGCCCAAUAACAGCUGAAAAUUUCAACGCUCAUUUGGGAGACGAGAAAUAUUUUGACGCCUACAUGUCCUUCUUCAAGGAAAAAAUCGCCGAAAAAGGCACUGCUUCUGUGUUGGAAGCGUUCGUCUUCUCCGAGUCUGUAAACUCCGACGAGGCGAUGGACGGUAACCAGCAACCGGGCAUGCUCAACCGCCUACUGGGUGGUUUGGUUCAUCCUAUGAUACAUCUUGGGUACGGCCUUGAAUUCGGAUUGCCGGGAAUGGUAGUCGAAGGGAUGUCUCCAGCGACGGUCCACUAUGACAUCCUUCAAAACCUCCUGCCUUAUUCUGCUCUGGCUUCCGUUGCGGCGUCAGAUGCACUUGCGGAAAAGGCUACGAGCCUUGAAACGCCUCAUCAACCUAGUGGGAAGAAAGGAACUCAUGCUUUCGAUGUUCUAGCGCGUGUUGUGAAAGAUCAUACGCUCAGAAUACCUCCGAGUAACGACGAAAACGCGAUAGAAACGACAGUCCAAGCAAACGGAGAGGCGUUGUUCCGGUAUACGAAUCAGUGGACGUUAGAUCUAUCGGAUCCCAAAGAAAUAAACCGGAAAAUCGAGGAGUUGCAGUGGAUGAACACGAUCAUCUACGCAAUAGGCGGCUCUAGACCUGGAAAAAAGUUCUAUGCAGACUUCUUUCUUAUGCACCUAGUCACGUCGGCCUUAUUUUUACCAUCUUUGGUAACCUUCCUUUCCACCACGUCCCAGGCGCUGCUUCUCCGCGGCUAUAUGGCUGUGUCCUUCGCCUGGUGGAUUUCUCGCGGCCGUCCUGGCUUCGAUGUACCAAAAUUCUUCGAGGCAGAUGACGAGUCUGUAGUUUCUCACUCGUCUUCUGUGACGAAGGACUGGAAGUUGUCGUCCACACCCAAUCCGUGGUUUGGGAUAAUUCAGCAAGCCUUAUUCCACCGGGAUGACCAUCUGUGUAAGACACAGAGAGCCCUGGCAUAUUUUGCGGCUCUGUAUGGUACGCGUCCUGCGGGUCUCCCUGAUUUUUCGCAGACGGAGCUUCCGGGAGCUGAGAAACUUGAUGGUACACUCUUCCUUCGAGCUGCUCAGUUCACGACAAAGCAUUUUGUUGAACGUGAAGACGAGGACUUUGAAGUCGAUGAUCCUCUCUGGGAUUUUAGGCUCGUUUAG